Marmota flaviventris (yellow-bellied marmot) is the source of this 1521-nucleotide messenger RNA. It is a transcript of the gene Gcm2, whose product is annotated as glial cells missing transcription factor 2. The record is from RefSeq and is a predicted model, not a curated record. Gene Ontology annotation, biological process: gliogenesis; regulation of transcription by RNA polymerase II. Gene Ontology annotation, cellular component: nucleus. Gene Ontology annotation, molecular function: RNA polymerase II cis-regulatory region sequence-specific DNA binding; DNA-binding transcription activator activity, RNA polymerase II-specific. NCBI's taxonomy places the organism in Eukaryota, Metazoa, Chordata, Mammalia, Rodentia, Sciuridae.
AUGCCGGCAGAGGUAGCACAGGACACGGACCGUGCGUGCGCCUAUGGGAUGAAGCUCAACUGGGACAUCAAUGAUCCGCAGAUGCCUCAGGAGCCGGCUCACUUUGACCACUUCCGUGAGUGGCCCGAUGGCUAUGUGCGCUACAUCUAUAGCAGGGAGGAGAAGAAGGCGCAGCGCCACCUGAGCGGCUGGGCCAUGCGCAACACCAACAACCACAAUGGCCACAUCCUCAAGAAGUCGUGCCUGGGCGUGGUGGUGUGUGCGCGUGCCUGCGCCCUGCCCGACGGCUCCAGCCUGCAGCUGCGACCAGCCAUCUGUGACAAAGCCAGGCUGAAACAGCAGAAGAAAGCAUGUCCCAACUGCCAUUCUGCUUUGGAGUUGAUUCCUUGUCGAGGGCACAGUGGAUACCCUGUGACCAAUUUCUGGAGGCUGGAUGGCAACGCUAUAUUUUUUCAGGCCAAGGGAGUUCAUGAUCACGCAAGACCAGAGAGUAAAUCAGAGACAGAAGCUAGAAGAAGUGCCCUCAAGAGACAGAUGACCUCCUUUUACCAACCCCAGAAAAAGAGAAUGCGUGAACCCGAGGCAGGAGCAAAUCAAGACAGCAGUGAAUAUUUCAACAGCACAUCUUUCCUGGAAAAUCCAGAACUGUUUGAUAUAAUUACUGACACGAGCUGCCUUAUUCCAGGGCAGCCUUGUACUUCCUUCCCAAACUCUGAUGCUUACAAAGCUACCUGUGACCUAGCCAUCUUUCAAGGAGACAUGGUGCCUCCCUUUCAGAAAUAUCCAAACCCAAAAAUCUAUUGGCCUCGACCACCCUGCAGCUAUGAAUUGACAGGCCCUGGAUACACAAAUCCAAGUCCCUAUCCCACCCUUUGUAAAGAUUCUACCAGUGUUCCUAAAGACCCAGACUGGGUCCAUCUGAACGCACUCCAAUAUAAUGUCAAUUCAUACAGCAGCUACGAGAGGAAUUUUGAUUUCACCAGUAAACAAUGCAGCUGGAAAUCAGCACUUGGAAAACCCAGCCUUGGGGAGAGGACCGACCAUGGACAGUUACAGGCCAUGGCCACGCCCCCAUGUCAAAAUCCAGAGUUUCCAUGUAGGUACCUCGCCACUCCUUCAGCUGGUGGCCCAGCCCUGCAGACAGUGAUCACCACUACCACCAAAGUGUCCUACCAGGCCUACCCGUGCCCUGCUCUGAAACAUGGUGACGGUGGACAGGAGGCUAACAGCCUUUCAACCUGUAGCUAUGCUGCUGAAAAUGCCCUGAUGUCUGUCUGUCCAGAAGCCCUGGACCCCUCAGCUGCAGUCACCAGGGCACCCUCUCCAGCAGGGAAAAUUCCUUUGAAAGUUCCAGGAGAUUGCAGGGCCAUCAAAUCCACAUUGGCUUUUCCACAAGAGGCAGCUCCCUCUAGGCCAGAGGGAGCCGAUGCCUGGGAUGUGUGUCUGUACGGGCUGGGCUCUGCCAUCAGUUAUGUGGACAGAGCAGGUCCACUCUUUAGCUAUGACAGUGAGGACUUUUGA